Protopolystoma xenopodis is the source of this 342-nucleotide messenger RNA. The record is from the annotation of a GenBank genome assembly. NCBI's taxonomy places the organism in Eukaryota, Metazoa, Platyhelminthes, Monogenea, Polystomatidea, Polystomatidae.
AUGGCUGAGCUUAUCUUUGCAACUCUCCCAUUUGAGUUGGCCGGCCCUGUGAAUCUGCAUCCUUAUCCCGUUAGCGCGAAGAAAGGCAUACAGAUGGCAUACAUAAUUCAAUUGUCUCUCUCCACCGGACGAGACUGCAUUUUCUCCACGGCGCAGCAUUUGCCCAAAGCCAAACUUUCCUUGCUCCCCUGCUCCUCCGAGUCCUCGGCAUCUCCCCAUCCGUUCAACUCGCCUCAGUCCUAUCCUCGCCGAUCCAGGCCGUCCACCUCGGCUCUGCCCGGCUCACGGUUGCUGAGACGGCAAGGAUUAAGUCUGCCCAGUGAGGAUGUGGUAUGGCAAUGA